This is a messenger RNA of Rhipicephalus microplus (southern cattle tick), 1191 nucleotides long. RefSeq lists its product as uncharacterized. NCBI's taxonomy places the organism in Eukaryota, Metazoa, Arthropoda, Arachnida, Ixodida, Ixodidae. The record is from RefSeq and is a predicted model, not a curated record.
AUGGUCUGCGACCUUGAGGUAGUUGGGCACCGGCGACGAUAUCUUCAUUUCCAUCCACACGAAUCACGUCCCAGUGGUCACGAUUGGGCGCGACCCCAUGAGUCCUCUGCUGAUGUGCAGCACCUUCCCGAAGGGAAACAACACUUGCGCGAGAACCUCGCUGGGGACGCGGUACGGCAGGAACAUAACGGUGACUUGAGUGACUUGGUGUCCCAAGGGUACGACAGCAACGCGCUCUCCUCUGAUGAUGAGGUGCGUGGGGACGAGCCCGGUGGCGGUCAGGCUUCCGCCUCGUCCUCGUCCAAGGGAGCUCGGACGCUGGACAAGUUGAGCGGUGGCGAGUACAUCCGGAGUCUCGGCGGCCGUCACCUUGACAAAAUCAGCGGCGGCGAAUUGCUACGCUCUGCCGACGAUGCCGAGCUGCUCCGUUCGCUGGUGCUGCCGUAUGCUCUGCGGGGACUCUCCCCUUCCUCGCUCGGCUCUGGUUCUCGUCGUGGAUUGGACAAGAUAGGCGGUGGCGAGUACAUUCGUGCCACGGGUGCUCUUCCAUCUAAAAGGUUCGACUCUCUAAGCGGACUGACCUUCGGUGGCGACCACGGUGGCCUCGGCAAGCGCGGAUACGGUCACGGCGAGUUCGACGAGAUCGACCACGCCGGGUGGCCGGGUUUCUACAAGCGAAACUUCGACGAGAUCGACAGGACCGGCUUUGAGGGCUUCUACAAGCGCUCGGCCCGGGAAGAAUGAGCGCCCCGAAGACGCGGGCACUGUUCCACCUGCCUCACCACACGUCAUCCCUCAGUCGUCGCCACCUGUCAAUCACUUUAGGCUACCCCUCAUCGUUCCUGCUUCAGCACCUCUUCCAUUCGUAGCUCUCCAUUCCAGCUCGUCGUCAAGGAACUACCACUCAUAGACCAAGGAUACGAACCCACGCGGGUCAAUUGCAACAACCCUGAAGUUUAGCCAGACUGCUCCUUGUGCCGCUUCUUUUCAAGCUAUAGCAUAGGCUCAGUCACAAUGGCGUCGGCUUUACUAAAUCUGUAGCUCCGAGCCCAACGCCAAGCACAUGCCGAAUAUAUGUGUUUUUUUUAGGGCACAGCCUAUAUAGCACCAUCACCAACCACCCCCUUCAUCGUUAGCUAUACUUUGAUUAACUCCUCACGUGAUCGAUGUUUAACUUCACUCCCUUUCUAU